UCAGGACGAACGCUUCAAGUUCUGCUUCAAGUACUGAAAAGAGCGGUGUUGACGUGCAAGAAGAAAAAUCUGAAAUAUAUAGCAAUGAUAUGACAGAAGCAAUGGGUGCAGUGUUGACAUAUAGGCAUGAACUUGGAAUGAACUACAAUUUUAUUCUUCCAGAUUUGAUUGUCGGCUCCUGCCUCCAGACUCCAUCUGAUGUUGACAAGCUUCGCAAAAUUGGAGUGAAGACCAUAUUCUGUUUGCAACAAGACUCAGACCUUGAAUAUUUUGGGGUUGAUAUCAGUUCCAUUCAAGAAUAUGCUAAGAAGUGUGAGGAUAUCGAGCACAUUCGUGCUGAAAUCAGGGAUUUUGAUGCAUUUGAUUUAAGGAUGAGGCUUCCAGCUGUUGUGAGCAAAUUACAUAAGGCCGUUAAUCAAAAUGGUGGAGUUACUUACAUCCAUUGCACUGCAGGACUUGGAAGAGCUCCUGCUACAGCGUUGGCAUACAUGUUUUGGAUUCAAGGUUAUAAACUUAACGAAGGACACAAGUUCCUACAGAGCAAGCGACCAUCCUUUCCAAAAUUGGAAGCCAUAAAGAAUGCGACUGCUGAUAUUCUGACUGACAGGUUUGCAUCUUCUUUCCAGCUCACAGGCCUAUCGAAGAACCGUGUCAGGUUGAUGUGGGAAGGUAAUAAUUGCUCGUUGGUGGAAGUCUCUGGACUUGAUAUUGGAUGGGGGCAGAGAAUUCCUCUUAUAUUUGAUGAAGAAAAGAGAUCGUGGAUUCUUGAGAGAGACUUACCUGAGGGGCGCUAUGAGUACAAGUAUAUAAUCGAUGGUGAAUGGACAUGCAACAAAGAUGAGUUGAUCACAAGCCCAAACAACGAUGGUCAUGUAAACAACUAUGUCCAGGUACAUGGCAACAAUUCUGAGGAUGAGACUAAAGAACUGCGAGAGCGAUUGACUGGUGAAGGAGAAGUUGAUCUCUCAAAGGAAGAGAGGGAAAAAAUUAGACAAUUUUUGGAUGCCUAUAACGAGUAAAAAGUAAGGCAUAACUGAAACAUUUAGGAGGUGAUGGCGCUGAACAGCCGAAAGGGAAGCAGUUAAGGUAACAUAUACAUCAUUGAUACACGUUCAGUAUCGGUGUAGCUACGCAAUGUAAUGCUGAGAAUGGCCUCAAGCAGCUGUACAUGGUGGAUAUAUUGUAUUCUAAAACAACACGAUUCAAUAAUAUGGAACUGUCUUUAAUUACCCUUAGGACGGGAUUAUUAUACAUCAUAGUUUCUGCAAUACAGCCUACAGUAUUGUACUGUUAUCGGAAAAAGAAUACUGUAUUCGGUUGAGAACUGAACAAUCUAUUAGAGCCAAAUACAGUUGUUGAUACUUUUAUAAUGGAACCUUAUAUUGGUUCAAUUUAUCAAAGCUAA
Asparagus officinalis (garden asparagus) is the source of this 1405-nucleotide messenger RNA. RefSeq names its product phosphoglucan phosphatase DSP4, amyloplastic. The record is from RefSeq and is a predicted model, not a curated record. Lineage: Eukaryota; Viridiplantae; Streptophyta; Magnoliopsida; Asparagales; Asparagaceae. Gene Ontology annotation, molecular function: protein tyrosine/serine/threonine phosphatase activity; starch binding; carbohydrate phosphatase activity. The coding region runs from base 90 to 1019 and encodes 309 amino acids. Gene Ontology annotation, biological process: protein dephosphorylation; starch catabolic process. Gene Ontology annotation, cellular component: chloroplast. The transcript is spliced from 13 exons.